Messenger RNA from Vespa crabro (European hornet), 1778 nucleotides. RefSeq lists its product as uncharacterized. Lineage: Eukaryota; Metazoa; Arthropoda; Insecta; Hymenoptera; Vespidae. The transcript is spliced from 5 exons. The record is from RefSeq and is a predicted model, not a curated record. Bases 456 to 872 code for a protein of 138 amino acids.
UAUUAUAAUAACCAAAAAGAAAAAAAAAGAGAAAAAGAAGAAGAAAGAAGGAAACGAAAAAAAAAAGAAAUGAAAGAGAAAAGAAAAAGGGAUGAUGAUCGAUGCCACGCAUUAAUGUAAGUACCAGUAGCCGAGUUUUUCGCGAGUGAAAGAUAGUGCCGAGGGCAUUAAACCUAACAGAUGUUCACCUUUAAAUGAAAAUGGAUCGGCAUUAGUUACUCGCGACGUUAAAUAUGAAUCAGGAUUAAUUUCCGUGCGGUUCGGUGUUAACUACGAACGAAGAGGAAGGAAGAAGAUCGAACGGAGAUCGAACUGAAAAUGAUCACUGUGUUAUCAUUCAUUAUCUUGCUGAUCGUCAAUUUCUUCUAUCAACAUCUUGGAGUUUUCCUGUAACAUCUGGAUUUCAAUCAUCGGCUUCAUUUAAUAAAAUAAUUCUAGGAGGUCAAUUAAAAAAAAUGUCAGCCGACGUGAGAGCUGGUCGACCUACAGUGCCAACAAUUCCUCAAUCGAAGAGGCCUACCAUUUUGGUCUAUCCAACAGUAACACCGGAGAGCAUUAUUAUUCCCAUAGUAUCUUGCAUACUUGGGUUUCCAUUACUGGCUUUAAUGGUAAUCUGCUGCUUAAGAAGAAGAGCCAAAUUGGCGAGAGAACGUGCGAGAAGAAGGAAUUGUGAUUUGGAUCAUGGCGCUCUUAGUUUAGUCCGUUUUAGUCCGGUUCAUCGUUUAGCUGGCGUUGAUCGUCCAACGAGAACCGUAUCCUUGAAAAGUGAUCGUGGAUCAAGAGCAUUUCCAUCGUUAGAACUGGAUACCGUUGUCGAAGAAAGAUCUGAUCCUGAACAAAGUACUGCAUUGGAAUUGAGUAGUCCUGACUAGCAUACAAUAUUGGCACCGCCGAGAUCUCCUAGAUCGCCCAAAUCUUUAGCGGUGCCAAUAGACCAUAGCCCUCUAUGGACAGCUUUGACUCAAGCUAAUACAGUAUCUACUACUUUUGGAGAUACCUAGCAGGAAAUUGAAGGCGAGGGCAGUUAUAUCGAAGCUCUCGUCCUUGAUUUGCCAAUUAUAUAUUAAAAUAAAUUUAUAUUCGCGAUGGGAUAUCUUUCUCAAAUAUCAGAUUAAUUAGAAAAUUGAACAUAAUAAUUUUUCAUGUUUGAAAGUAUAAUUGAAAUCAUAUAGUAAUAACGAUAAUUAUAAAAGAGAUAAAAAGAAAUAAGAUCUAUUAUUAACAAAUAAGCUUUGCAUAGGAGGAAAAAAAAAUGAAAUAGAUAAUUAAAUUUUGUACCGAAACAACAAUCAUCAAACACGAUGUAUCAGAAUUGUACGUAAAGCUUUUUACACGUUAGUGAUAACGACAAUUAAUUUAAUAAGUAGAAAUAUAAUUACUAGAUAUGCUAAUGUAAAUAUAACUUUGCUAAUACAUACAAAAAAAAAAAAGAAGAAAUAAAAUCCUAUAAAUAGAGAAUCGUAUAAUUAAAGUCCAUAUAAAUGAUAUUUCUUUUGGUUUCCUUUUUAUAAUUUUCUAAUAUCGAUUCACUUUAAUUAUUGCAUUCUUAAUGAAGAACAUAAGAAAAUAUGAAUAUUGAGUUUUCAUCUUUGUAAAUAUUUACAUAUAAAUAGGUGUUGUCAACUCAUACAAAUUAUGUCAUCACUUAAAAAUCAUUGAUACAUAAUAUUAAAUAUUAAUAUAUCGAUAAUAAGUGUUUAAAAGAAAAUAUUUAUAUAAGGACACUUUUAAUAAGCUUCUUUUAAUUUCUUUCAUUUUCUUAAUAAAUGCAUAUAUGC